Argiope bruennichi is the source of this 918-nucleotide messenger RNA. Its product is annotated as calcyclin-binding protein-like. The record is from RefSeq and is a predicted model, not a curated record. The coding region runs from base 159 to 809 and encodes 216 amino acids. Lineage: Eukaryota; Metazoa; Arthropoda; Arachnida; Araneae; Araneidae. Gene Ontology annotation, cellular component: nucleus. Gene Ontology annotation, biological process: heart development. The transcript has 6 exons. Gene Ontology annotation, molecular function: ubiquitin protein ligase binding; S100 protein binding; tubulin binding.
AACAAAGCAAGAGAACUUUCAGUUAACCGUGUGCUACCAAUCGGUUGAAACGCUUUUAUUAGUGGUUUCUGUUUGAAAGCGCAAUUUCUUUGUGUUGCCUGAAACUUGAAUUUUUGGAGUAGAUUUAUAUAAUUUCAUUAUAUUCUUUAAAAGCAACCAUGUCUGCAAGCAGUUUGAGGAAAGAUGCAGAUGAGUUGUUGAGGCUGGCCAUGCUUACUGAAAUAGAAAAUGUUAAAAGGAUUUUAACAUCAGAGGCUACGAGAUUAGUUCAAGCUGCUGAAGCUGAAGAAAAGCGCAGUCAAGGAGCUCAGAAAAAAGUUCUUCGUCCUACAUUCACAACUACUAAAUUGUACAAUUAUGGUUGGGAUCAGUCGGAGAAAUUUCUCAAAAUAUAUGUUACCAUGAAUGGUGUUCAGAAUUUUGCUGCAAAUUGUAUUAGUACUACUUUUGGAGAUAAAUCAUUUGAAUUACAAAUCAUUGAUGAAGAAAAGAAAGUGAAUUAUAUUCUAACAGUUAAUAAUUUAUUAUACAAAAUAGUUCCUGGUGAAUCUUAUUCCAAGGUUAAAACUGAUAUGAUUGUAGUGUUUCUAAGAAAGGAAUCUAAACAAACCUGGGCAUUUGUUACUGAAGCAGAAAAGAAAGCCAAAGAUGCCAAAACUCCUAAAUUUGAUAAAGAGGAGGAUCCUGGUGCAAGCCUUAUGAGUUUGAUGAAGCAGAUGUAUGAAGAAGGUGAUGAUGAUAUGAAGCGCACUAUUGCAAAAGCAUGGACUGAAGCAAGGGAGAAAAAAUCACCUGAUGAUAUAUUGUAAAUUUAUAUCGCAGUUCUACAACACAUUUUCAUGUUCUGCAAUCACAACGAUGUAAUGAAUCAGUAGACAGGAAGUAAAAAGUAGUUUCUGUCAUCUUUUUUUUUUUUUU